GCAAAAUGGCUGACAACGUGGAUUUUGCGAACUUAUCUUUCGAAGAUAAUUAUUUAAUUAGACCUAGCGUCUAGUACAGCUUUCAAAGAGAUCCCAGGGCGUUUCAGUUCAUUUGCUGCAAUGGAGACUCCAAGUGUUGCACAUAAAAUUAAUUCUCAGAAAAGAACAAACGACGUUUUGCUGUCUGAAAAUGUAGAUUUCGCUGGUUUGCUUUUGUCGGAUCCAGUUCAGAAAGGCUUGAUAUCAGCCGGUUUUGAAAGACCGUCACCCAUUCAGUUAAAAGCCAUACCUCUUGGUCGUUGCGGAUUAGAUUUAAUAGUGCAAGCUAAAUCUGGUACUGGAAAAACAUGUGUGUUUUCUGUAGUUGCUUUAGAAAGCUUACAACUGAAAAGUUCAGCUCUGCAGGUAUUAGUUUUAGCACCAACUAGAGAAAUAGCUGUUCAGAUACAGGAUGUUAUAAAGAAUAUUGGAGUUUAUUUACCACGACUUGCUUGUCAUACAUUUAUAGGUGGACUUCCCGUAAAAGAUGAUAUACAGAAAUUAAAAAGAUGUCAUAUAGCUAUUGGAUCACCAGGACGUGUGAAACAGUUAAUAGAAAGUGGUUUAAUGUCAACAGAUAGUAUCAGAUUGUUGGUACUGGAUGAAGCUGAUAAAUUAUUAGAAGAAAGUUUUCAAGAUCAGAUAAAUUGGAUUUAUUCAACUUUACCAGAGAAUAAACAGAUUCUUGCGUUAUCUGCAACCUACCCAGAAUACCUUGCUAAUCAUUUAACAGCCUAUAUGAGGAAUCCAACUUUUAUACGUCUUAAUAUUUCUGAUCCAGCUCUAUUGGGUAUUAAACAGUAUUAUACGCAAGUACCCCAUCAUCCAUUACCAAAUAAAGACCUAGAAACAAAGACUAAAGCUGUUGUAGAAAUAUUGUCCAGUAUUACAUUUAAACAAUGUUUGAUCUUUUCAAACUAUCAAACCAGAGCCCAGAAUUUAUGCAGUGAAUUACAAGCUCAGGGAUGGCCAACAACUUGUAUAGCUGGUAGUUUAGAUCAGAAAGAAAGAUUGGAGGCCAUGAAUCAACUUAAAACAUACCAGUGUCGAGUUUUAAUAUCAACUGAUUUGACAUCUCGUGGUAUUGAUGCCGAUAACGUAGAUUGUUGUUUAUAUUGUAGACAUCUCGUGGUAUUGAUGCUGAUAAAGUAG
Molecule: messenger RNA, 1191 nt
Organism: Patella vulgata (common limpet)
Lineage: Eukaryota; Metazoa; Mollusca; Gastropoda; Patellidae
Product: probable ATP-dependent RNA helicase DDX20
Exons: 8
Coding region: 121-1191 (356 amino acids)
Biological process (GO): spliceosomal snRNP assembly
Cellular component (GO): SMN complex
Molecular function (GO): ATP binding; RNA helicase activity; RNA binding
Source: RefSeq, a predicted model, not a curated record